Magallana angulata is the source of this 2804-nucleotide messenger RNA. RefSeq names its product D-amino-acid oxidase-like. Lineage: Eukaryota; Metazoa; Mollusca; Bivalvia; Ostreida; Ostreidae. The record is from RefSeq and is a predicted model, not a curated record. Gene Ontology annotation, molecular function: FAD binding; D-amino-acid oxidase activity. The transcript has 11 exons. The coding region runs from base 236 to 1249 and encodes 337 amino acids.
ACACAACAUGUGUUCGGCAGUUUGUAUAAUCUGUAGAGCUAAAUAUUGACAAAUGGUUGAACUCGUUCGGAAGUGAACAGGACAUGGUCAAACAUAAGUGCAUGGAUAUUCUGCAUGACAAUACAACCUGCGAGUCGUUCCCGAAAACUGUGUGGAAUAACAUUUAGAUGUUGUUGUUCAACAUAUGUGACCUUGAUCUUCGCGUUAGGAUUUUUAGCUAUUACUGGCCAGUGCAAUGGAUCGGAACUUCCGGGUUGCUGUGGUAGGCGCCGGGGCGACCGGACUCUCGACAGCGCUCUGUAUACAGAACCGGAUACGGAACUGUGACGUCACAAUCAUUGCCGACAAAUUUUCUCCCAGCACCACAUCUGACGGGUCCGCAGGUUUAUGGACACCUUUCAUUGUACCGGACAAACAGAAGGAAAUCGUCACUCGGUGGGCCCUGCAGACUUACAGGUAUCUAUGGGACAUGUUUCACUCGGAAGCUGCUUACCAAUAUGGCGUCCAGCUAAUUUCCGGUUUUAACUUUUGCCAAGAGAUGAAGAACGAGCCUCCUUGGAGUAAAAAUGUUGUAGGGUUCAGACGUCUGGGCAAAGAAGAACUGAAAGAUUACCCCGGCAGAGAGUUCGGGGUAUUCUACACAGCUUUCACUAUUGACGUUCCUAGUCUGUUGUCAUCAUUUCUGAGGAAAUUCAGAGAACAGGGAGGGUUUGUAAUUGCCAAAAAAUUAAAAUCUCUGCAAGAGAUUGAUUCUUCUUAUGACGUCAUAGUUAACUGUUCCGGUCUUGGCGCUGCUGAAUUACUCGAUGACGCAACGAUAAAACCAAAACGAGGCCAGGUUAUAAGGGUUAAGGCACCGUGGAUUAAGCAUUUCUACAUAGACAUAGAUAAAAGCGAUGACGUCACGUACAUUUUACCAGGGGUGAAUAGUGUCGUGUUGGGCGGAACCUCUCAGGACGGAAACAACAGCACCGAGGAUAACCAAGCGGACAUUGACGGAAUUAGGGAAAGAUGUUUGAAGUUAAUGCCGAGUUUAAGGGACAGUAAAGUACAGGGUACUUGGGCAGGACUCCGCCCCUAUAGGGAGACGAUACGGUUAGAGAUUGACAAGGUCACGGCGGGGUUAAAAGCAAAGAUUGUCCAUAACUACGGACAUGGUGGGUCUGGUCUGACUCUUUUCUGGGGAUGUGCCGAAGACGCCACAAAUCUAGUACUGGAUCUUCUCAAGUCACGCAAAGCAAGGUUGUAGUUUACCAGUACCAAUUUUAGUGUACUGAUUUACAGUUAAUUAUGAUUAAUGGUAGUGUACUGAUUUACAGUUCAUAACUAAUGUUAGUGUACUGAUUUACAGUUCAUUAUUAUAAAUGUUAGUGUACUGAUUUAUAGUUCAUGAGUACUAAUGUUUGUGUACCGAUUUACAGUUCAUGAGUACCAAUGUUAGUGUACUGAUUUACAGUUCAUUAUUUUUAAUGUUAGUGUACUGAUUUACAGUUCAUUACUAACAAUGUUAGUGUACUGAUUUACAUUUCAUUAGUACUAAGGUUUGUGUACUGAUUUACAGUUCAUGAGUACCAAUGUUAGUGUACUCAUUUACACUUCAUUAAUAUUAAUGUUAAUGUACUGAUUUACUGUUCAUUAGUACCAAUGUUAGUGUACUGUUUUACAGUUCAUUCAUACUAAUGUUAGUGUGCUGAUUUACAGUUUAUUAUUAUUGAUGUUAGUGUACUGAUUUACAGUUCAUUAUUAUUAUUGUUAAUAUACUGAUUUACAUUUCAUUAUCAUCAAUGUUAGUGUACUUAUUUACAGUUCAUUACUAACAAUAUUAGUGUACUGAUUUAUAUUCAUUAUCAUUAAUAUUAGUGUACUGAUUUAUAAUUCAUUAUCAUUAAUAUUAGUGUACUGAUUUAAAUCAUCAAUGUUAGUGUACUGAUUUACAGUUCAUUACUAACAAUGUAAGUGUACUGAUUUAUAAUUCAUUAUCAUUAAUAUUAGUGUACUGAUUUAUAAUUCAUUAUCAUUAAUAUUAGUGUACUGAUUUACAGUUUAUCAUUAUCAAUGUUAGUGUACUGAUUUACAGUUCGUUAUUAUUAAUGUUGGUGUACUGAUUUACAUUUUAUUAUCAUCAAUGUUAGUGUACUGAUUUACAGUUCAUUACUAACAAUGUUAGAGUACUGAUUUACAGUUCAUGAGUACUUAUGUAAGUGUACUUAUUUAUAGUUCAUUAGUACCAAUAUUAGUGUACUGAUUUACAGUUCAUUAUGUUCAAUGUUAGUGUACUGAUUUACAGUUCAUUAGUUCCAAUGUUAGUGUACUGAUUUACAUUUUAUUACAUGUAGUACCAAUUUUAGUGUACUGAUUGUCUGAUUUACAGUUCACUAUCAUUAAUGUUAGUGUACUGAUUUACAGUUCAUUAGUACUAAUGUUAGUGUACUGAUUUACAGUUCAUUUAUAGUACCAAUUUUAGUGUACUGAUUUACAGUUCAUUAUUAUCACUUUUAGUGUACUGAUUUACAUUUCAUUAGUACCAAUUUUAGUGUACUGAUUUACAUUUCAUUAGUAGCAAUGUUAGUGCACUAAUUUACAAUUAUUAUGGGAGAUAGAAUAACUGCUGCAUAUUUGUUAAAUACAAAUGUGUGUGUUAGUAUUAUUUUGAAAGACCGACACAGAAUGUUAUGUUUGAUAUAAGUCAGAUUUUUACUUGUUUAUGCAUUAUUACUGAUUGUUAUACAUCAUGUCAUCAUGCAAUUUGUUAAGUUGUAUUUACUAGUUAUAUUUAUAUGAUAAAUAAAGAUAUUUAUAUUGAA